Cylindrotheca closterium is the source of this 681-nucleotide messenger RNA. NCBI's taxonomy places the organism in Eukaryota, Bacillariophyta, Bacillariophyceae, Bacillariales, Bacillariaceae. The record is from the annotation of a GenBank genome assembly.
AUGAAGAAGAGUGCUGAUGCUGAGUACGAUUUCUUGGAUUUCUGGGAAGCUAAUCAAAAGUUCUUUGCUAUGAAGCAAGGAACAACGGAAAACUUGAUGCAUUUCAAGGAACAAUUCUUGAGACAGGCUGAAGUCCUGCAAGAUCUAUAUGGCGUGGCCUGGUUCCGAGAUUUUGCAGUCAAGACGAAAGCGUAUGCUGCUAUUGCUAGCACCAAUACUGCUGCUCAAAACAAGUUCAAGGAUGAUAUCUUUGAAGCCGUUCUUGCAACAGGAUUUCUGUGCAACUACCAUCGAACGAGAACAGCUCCUCUGAUGCUGGAUCUUCAGACAAACUAUUGCAGAGAAGUGGAUUAUUGUCCAAAGACGGUCAGCAAAGCACAAGAUAUGUUGAAAAUUCAUAUGGAAGUGAUUAAAAAUCCGGGAGUGAACCUCUACCAAGGAAAAGACCAACCUAAUAAAGGUAAAGGUACAGGAAAAGGAAAGGGGAAACCAAAGGAUGGAAAGAAGGCAGCAUGCUAUGUAUGUGGCAACAAAGACCAUAUGUCUCCAAAAUGCCCAGACAGACUGUUACCAAAGAUGGAAUGGAAGAAUCAGGAUCAAUAUGUCAACUAUGGGAAGAAGCUCAAUCUUAAUCAGAUUGGAGCAACUGUCCCAGCUACUGUUCCAGCGAUAGUUUCUUGA